Messenger RNA from Poecilia latipinna (sailfin molly), 2214 nucleotides. RefSeq names its product heat shock cognate 71 kDa protein-like. Gene Ontology annotation, molecular function: ATP binding; ATP-dependent protein folding chaperone. The record is from RefSeq and is a predicted model, not a curated record. Lineage: Eukaryota; Metazoa; Chordata; Actinopteri; Cyprinodontiformes; Poeciliidae.
ACUCAUCCGCUGCCCGCCAGGAGAAGAAGGGAGUGCUGGAGAGGAGCUCAAAACGGCGGUGUUUAAAAUACGGCAUCACUUUAAUUCAGUAAACUAUCACUUCCUGAGCAUCUAACUUCACAAGAUGUCUAAAGGACCAGCAGUAGGCAUUGAUCUGGGCACCACUUAUUCAUGUGUGGGUAUCUUCCAGCAUGGCAAAGUGGAGAUCAUUGCCAAUGACCAAGGGAACAGAACCACCCCAAGCUAUGUGGCCUUCACUGACACAGAGAGGCUUAUUGGAGAUGCUGCCAAGAACCAGGUGGCCAUGAAUCCAGCCAACACCGUAUUUGAUGCCAAGCGUCUGAUUGGUCGCAAGUUUGACGACGCCGUGGUGCAAUCGGACAUGAAACACUGGCCCUUCAAGGUUAUAAAUGAUUCCUCCAAACCAAAGAUGGAGGUUGAAUACAAGGGGGAGAUCAAGUCCUUCUACCCCGAGGAGAUUUCCUCCAUGGUUCUCACCAAAAUGAAGGAGAUUUCUGAAGCUUACCUUGGCAAGCCUGUGAACAAUGCAGUUAUCACAGUUCCUGCUUACUUCAAUGACUCCCAGCGUCAAGCCACCAAAGACGCCGGUACCAUCUCCGGCCUCAAUGUGCUUCGCAUUAUCAAUGAACCCACAGCCGCAGCCAUUGCAUACGGCUUGGACAAAAAGGUUGGGGGUGAGCGUAAUGUUCUCAUAUUCGACCUCGGUGGCGGUACUUUUGACGUGUCAGUCUUGACAAUUGAGGACGGCAUCUUUGAGGUCAAGGCCACAGCGGGGGACACCCACUUGGGUGGGGAGGACUUUGACAACCGCAUGGUCAACCACUUUAUUGCCGAGUUCAAGCGUAAGUUCAAAAAGGACAUCAUCAACAACAAGCGGGCCGUGCGCCGUCUGCGUACAGCGUGCGAGCGAGCUAAGCGCACCCUCUCCAGCAGCACCCAGGCCAGCAUUGAGAUCGACUCGCUCUACGAGGGAACAGACUUCUACACUUCCAUCACCAGGGCUCGCUUCGAAGAACUCAACGCGGACCUGUUCCGAGGAACCCUCGAGCCCGUGGAGAAGGCCCUGAGGGACGCCAAGAUGGAUAAGAGCCAGAUCCAUGAUAUUGUUCUCGUGGGCGGCUCCACGCGUAUUCCGAAGAUCCAAAAGCUUUUGCAGGACUUCUUCAACGGGCGCGACUUGAACAAGAGCAUCAACCCGGAUGAGGCGGUUGCGUACGGGGCAGCUGUACAGGCUGCCAUCCUGGCUGGCGAUAAGUCUGAGAAUGUGCAGGACCUGCUCCUGCUGGACGUCACACCCCUGUCCCUUGGAAUUGAAACGGCUGGAGGAGUGAUGACGGUCCUUAUCAAAAGGAACACCACUAUUCCAACUAAACAAACCCAAACCUUCACCACCUACUCCGACAACCAACCUGGUGUCCUCAUUCAGGUUUACGAAGGGGAAAGAGCCAUGACCAAAGAUAACAAUAUCUUGGGGAAAUUUGAAUUGACUGGUAUCCCGCCUGCUCCCAGAGGAGUCCCUCAGAUCGAGGUGACCUUUGACAUUGAUGCCAACGGCAUUCUCAACGUCUCGGCAGUCGACAAAAGCACCGGAAAGGAGAACAAGAUCACCAUCACCAAUGACAAAGGUCGACUGAGCAAGGAAGACAUUGAGCGCAUGGUGCAGGAAGCAGAACAGUUCAGGUCUGAAGAUGAGGCCCAGAGAGACAAGAUCACUGCCAAAAACUCUCUCGAGUCCCUUGCCUUCAACAUGAAGAGCACAGUGGAGGACGAGAAGCUCCAGGACAAGAUCAGUCCCGAGGACAAAAAGACUAUCAUAGACAAGUGUAAUGAAGUAAUCGCCUGGCUGGACAGGAACCAGACAGCUGAGAAGGAAGAGUAUGAGCACCAGCAGAAAGAGCUGGAGAAGAUUUGCAACCCCAUAAUCUCUAAGCUGUACCAGGGGGGCAUGCCAGGAGGAAUGCCAGGAGGAUGCCAGGAGGAAUGCCAGGAGGAAUGCCGGGUGGAGCCGGAGCUGGUUCCUCCUCUGGCCCAACCAUCGAGGAAGUCGACUAAAUAUAAGCAAUAAGCACAAGAGCUACUUAUCUUAGCUUGACCACAUGUAGUGGCUGUUCAAACCAUGCAUUUUGUGCCAAAUGGGCACACCAUAAAAAUUCAACUUAAUUUUGCUCUACAGCAUUACAAUGAGCUAUUGCU